Molecule: messenger RNA, 2749 nt
Organism: Paramecium sonneborni
Lineage: Eukaryota; Ciliophora; Oligohymenophorea; Peniculida; Parameciidae
Source: the annotation of a GenBank genome assembly
AUGAUUAAUCAAAAUUAGGAUGUAAGCAUAGUAAAAAAUAAUCAAAAUCAGCAUUCAAGUUUCGAAUAUAGUGACCAAGAUUAAAAUGAAAGAUUUGAAUAAAAUUAGCAUUUUUAAAAAGCCAUAAGACAUUACUCUUUAAGAUUGAAUGUAAAAAAAGUUUAAAAUUAUGAUUUUCUUAAUCUAAAAAAAACAUAAAUAAUCAAACAAAUUUUUAACAAUGAAAUAAAUAAUGAUAUUACUCAAACUUUCUAAAUUUAAUAAAGCAUUAUAAAAGCAUAAUCGUUGUUGUAUUAUGCAAAAAUACAUUUAGAGAAUUAAACUUAUUCUAAUAUUUCUGAAAUUUUACCUCAUUAUAGUAAUUUUUAGGAAAAUAAAUAAUUUUUGGAAAUGGUUGAUAAUCUAUUAAAAAGUAAACAAAUAACAGAUUAAAAUCGAUCAUAAAAUCAAGAUGGAAAUAUGUAUUCGUUUAAAUAACUAGAUUAAAUUGAACAAUAGAAGUAUUAAGCAGUAUGAAAAUUUUCAUAAUUUGUAGGUUACUGCAUGGAUGUAAAAUAUGUCUCCAAAUUCUCCAGAGUUUUUUAAUUUUUAUGUAUAAAUAUAUGAAGUCUAUCAAGGAUUAGAAUAAAUUUUGAAAUAAUAAUAAGAUUAAGAAAAAAAAGGAGUAAAAUAAGACUAUCAAAACAUUAUUUUAUUGCAUCAAAAUGAAAAUUAAAAAUGUGAUACAUUAUUGCAUGUUAGUUCAUUUGUUUAAAAUCUUUUAAUAUAAAAUAAAAGACUUAAAAAUUCUGAAAGCUAUCAUAUGUUGUAUAUCAAUUUUACAGGUGAAAAUUAAUAAUAGCAUCUUGAUUUUUGGAAUUUUUUUAAUUAUAAUAAUAAAAGAUUCUCAAAAUAUAUUUCAUUUAUCCCAUUAAGUAAAAGGGUAAAUAAUAAUGAAUAAUAAAUUUAAAAUGAAAACAAUGAUACUGAUAAAGAAGAAGAUUAUGAAAAUUGUUUUUAAAAUUUACAUGAAUAAUAAAAAAUAUUUAAUAGAUAAAAACAAAAUAAAUAAAGCAUUUCAUAAUAGAUAUUUCCUAUUUUAUACGAUUAAGCUUUAUCAGAACAGUAGAUUCAAAUAAUAUAUUCUAUGUUUUUACAGCCCAUAUUAAAUUCAUUUAAUCCAAAAUUUAUUUAUUUAGAUUUAUAAGUCUCAAGUUAAUUUUAAUUUGAAUAUAAUGGAAUCGAAUAUUUAUUAAGAUAAUUAUAAAAAUAAGCAAAUGUUAUUGUAUAUUUGAGAUAUAAAUAUGAGUCUUCAAUAUAGAAUUUAUAAUAUUAGCAAAAUGUAGCAGGUAGUGAAAUGUAUAAUUCUUAUUUAAAUGCAAUUGUAUAUGGUAUAUCUGGUUUUAAAAAAAUAAAAUUGACAACUUUUUAUGAUAACACUCCAAAUAAAAUUAUUCAAUGGGCUGAUAGAAUGUAAAAAGCUUUUUAUUAAUACCAUAAAUUUUUCGAAAAUUAAGUACUUUAUUUAAAAAAAUAAAUCUCAUAAUUUGAUAAUUUAGCAUUGAUUUAUGAUAUUUACUAAUUUGCGAUAAGAUUAUAAUUAGAUUUUAUCUAAUGGAUAUUUCCUCAAGAUUUAUAUAGGUCAAAUUAAAGUUUUACAAGCUCUCAUUGUUUUUAUGAUUAAAAUAUCAUUAUUUUAUUUAAUUAGAAUGAUUUUUCAGUUCACUCUUAAGAAAUUUAGACUAUUGUAAAAUACGAAAACAACAGCCAAAUCUAAAAAAUAUUGUAAUUUGAUUCUAAUAUUCUAGCAACACAUUAUAAAUGCCAAAAAAUUUAAUUGAGCCAAGCAUAUUGGUUAUAGGAAAAUAUUUAAUUAUUGCAUAUGGUUAUGAAUGUUAAAUUAAUAACAUUUAAUUUUUCGAUGGAAUUUUGGUGUUUGAUUUAAAUUAACUUGAAGAAUUUGAUGAGAUUAAAAGAAUCAAUAAGGCUCCUUCAACAAAAAUUUUUAAUUCUGAAAAUCUCUUAAAUUGUAUUGAGAAUAGAAGAUGUCCACAAAUAUGCUAAAAUAAUGGAUUUCAUUAGGAUGAUCAUUAUUUAUCUUUUAUACUUAUUGGUGGUGAAUCCAUUAAGUAAUUAUUAUUUUAUAAUUAGAUCUAAUCUUAUAAUGAACAUUAUAGAGGUAGUUUUUAUUAAUUUGAAAACUAAAACAUUUUGUUCUUAUGCUCUAAAUAAUAUGAAAUUAUCUCUAUAUACAUCAUUAAAAUCUUGGCCCCAUUAAAUAGUUUUAGAAUAUUCUAUAUAGAAAAAGCAUCUUUAUUUGAUUUUAACAGGAAAUGAUGUAUUAAAAUUAAAUCCAUAUUCAUUUCCAAUAAAUCCAUGCUAUCAUAAUUAAUCAUAGCUAUUGGUUUAAUAAGAUGAUUCAUUUAAACUUUACAAUAUACUUAUUAAAAGAUAAAAUUAACACUAUUUUAAAAUUGAACAACUUUACAAUAAUUCUAGAAAUUGGAUUCUUGAACAAAGUGAAUGCACUGAUAUCUAAAUAGUAUGGAAGGCAUAUAUUACAACGAUAGUAGAUUUUAAAAAUCCUACAAAUUGUGAAAUCUUAAACCCUUUUAAAGAGAAGUUUUAAAAAUAGAAUCCAAAUAAUUCAUAUUACAUUUGCAUAGAACUUAAAAUUUAAUUGCUUAUUCCAAAUAAUGAUCAUGACUAUUAAGCUUAUACAGUUUAAAUGGAAUGGAAAAUAGUUUCUUUAUAAAUUAUUGAAAGGUGA